Molecule: messenger RNA, 6614 nt
Organism: Penaeus chinensis
Lineage: Eukaryota; Metazoa; Arthropoda; Malacostraca; Decapoda; Penaeidae
Gene: l(2)gl
Product: lethal(2) giant larvae protein homolog 1-like
Exons: 23
Coding region: 88-3204 (1038 amino acids)
Biological process (GO): regulation of Notch signaling pathway; regulation of establishment or maintenance of cell polarity; regulation of protein secretion
Cellular component (GO): plasma membrane; cortical actin cytoskeleton; cytoplasm
Molecular function (GO): myosin II binding; GTPase activator activity; syntaxin binding
Source: RefSeq, a predicted model, not a curated record
UCAUCAUCGCGCAGUUCUGUGGCACGUGUCUGCCCUCGCCCCCCUUUUCCUUAACUGAGCCUCAGGUACGGGCAGCCGGGCGUCGAGAUGUACGGGCAGCGAGAGGAUUCGGAGGCAGCCAUCACCCACCUCACCUUCCUCAAGGGACAGUGCCGCCUGGUGUCACUGUUCGAAGACAACAGUCUACACCUAUGGCAGUUAAACCAGCAGGAUGACUCUGGUGGUUCGUUGGAAUUAGUUCAUGCUAACUCCACAUGCUUAGAGGGAAAGUUGAAAAAGAUCAGUGUGGUGGUGGCAGACAGCAAGAGUGAACACCUGAUGGUCGGCACAGAGGGCGGUAACAUCUACCUGCUCAACCUGGCAACUUUUGCCAUGUCAGACAAUAUUAUUUACCAGGAUGUAGUCAUGCAGAAUGUUCCAGAGGAUUACAAAGUUAACCCUGGCCCAGUUGAGGCAAUUGCAGAGCACCCCACAGAACCUGACAAGAUCCUAAUCGGCUAUCAGCGUGGCCUCAUUGUGUUGUGGGAUAAGAAGAAUCUGUGCGCUGAUCAGACAUACGUAUGCACUCAACAACUAGAAUCUGUGUGCUGGCAUCCAGAUGCAAGCCAGUUUACGACAUCUCAUAACGACGGCAGCUAUAUGGUCUGGUCAUCCACCGAGUCAUCUGAGCCUGUUGACGGUCCACAGACUGUGUAUGGGCCCUUUCCUUGCAAACCUAUCACCAAAAUUCUAAGACCAGCAGCUAAAGAAGGUGACCUCAUUAUCUUUGGAGGAGGCAUGCCCAGAGCAAGCUACGGUGACCGCAAUACAGUGACUGCCAUGCAGGGAGAAUUCCAUGUCACUUUCAAUCUUACUUCCAGAGUCAUUGACUUUGUUGUAGUCGAUGAUGAUGAAAGUGGCCAAGCAGGCUGUCUGGUGGUUCUAGCAGAAGAGGAGGUAGUCUUCAUAGAUCUCAUGACCGAAGAAUGGCCAUCAUUUGCAGCUCCUUACUUGGCAUCUCUACACUCCUCUGCUAUUACCUGUUUAUACUUGGUUUCGGGAAUAAUGCCAGAUAUUUAUGAAAAAAUAAAGGAAGCAGGAUCUAAGCAACAGGUUGGCUUAUCCACACGUCCUUGGCCAAUCAAUGGAGGAAUCUUGCAAAGUUCCGACCCACCCAAACAGCGAGAUCUUCUCUUAACAGGUCACGAAGAUGGUACCGUACAAUUCUGGGAUGCAUCUGGAGUUUCUCUGACACACCUGUACAAAUUCACAACGGCUAAGCUCUUUGUGUCAGAGGACCUCGCUGCAGAUGGGGCAGCUGCUGAAGAUGACGAUUGGCCUCCAUUUAGAAAAGCAGGGUUGUUUGACCCGUAUAGUGAUGAUCCUCGUCUCGGUAUCAAGAAGAUGGAGAUGUGUGCGUUCACAGGGACUCUUGUUGUAGCGGGCACAGCAGGUCAAGUCCUUAUCCUAAAUGUUAACAUGGAAGAAAAGGAACUCGUACCUGAGGCUGUAGAUGUAAAUUUGGUAGCUGAGACUGACAACUUUGUCUGGAAGAGUCAUAGCAAACUGGAUAUGCAGACUGAAGCUGUCAAGUUUGAGGCUGGCAUGCAGCCCACAGCAGUCGUACAGUUUUACCCUCCAGCUUCCUGUACAUCUUUGACCCUAAACAGCGAAUGGGGUCUUGUUGCUUGCGGUACAGCUCAUGGAUUUGCACUCUUUGACAUUAUUCAGAGGAAGAACUUGCUUGCCAAAAGUACUUUAAGCCCUCUAGACUUAGCCAACACAGCCGAUGAAGGACCAAUGUCCAGGAGAAAAUCCCUCAAGAAGUCACUACGAGAGUCAUUCCGCAGAUUACGUCGUGGAAGAUCCCAAAGAAAAACGGGAAAGCCAGGAGCCACCUCACCAACAGGGGCACAUCCGCAAAGUGCUGGAGGUGGAGGGGCAGCAGCAGAUGAUGAUGGGUUGAAGCCUGUGGAGAGAGCCAUUGAAGCACGCUCACAGACCAGUGACUACAUUGGAUCUAUGGUUCGUUGUUUGCACCUAACAAAAUGCUUCAUUGCCAACACUCAGCUGAUGUCUGCCACUUUAUGGGCGGGCACCAACAGUGGCGCCAUCUUCGUCUUCACGAUUGCUAUUCCACCCUCUGAGAAGCGCAAUGAGAUCCCACUAAGUGUCCAGAUUGGUAAAGAAAUCCACCUCAAACACGGCGCUCCCGUCAUCAGUAUAUGUGUGCUUGAUGGGGCAAAUCGACCCUUCCCUGAACCCAUGGCAGUGAAGAAGGAGGCUGCCCCUGCGCCAAAUCCUAAUAUGCCACAUAGAGUGUUGAUAUGCUCUGAAGAACAGUUUAAGGUGUUCACUCUACCACAGCUAAAGCCUUUCUGCAAGUUUAAACUAACUGCACAUGAGGGAUCGAGAGUACGGAAGAUUGGCUAUGCAGACUUUGUUUCAUCAGCUGAUGAGAGCUAUCGGGAAGCAGGCUUUAUGAUAAUGUCUAAUCUUGGGGACUUUUCCUUGUAUUCUCUGCCUGAUUGUCGAAGACAGAUGCAGGUGGCAUACAUUAAGCGGGAAGAUAUCAAUGGUAUCAAUAGUGUGGUCUUUAGUAAUCGUGGUGAGGCAUUGUAUAUGAUGUCACCAUGUGAGCUGCAGAGAGUGUCACUGUCUGCACGGCACAUCACUAGACCCUGUGGCACCAUACCUAUUGUCAAACCAGAACCAGUUGAAGAAAAAAUUGAAGAGGCAGCCAAAGAAAAGCCAGCAAGUGAAGGCCCUGCUGGGGAGGAUGGAGCAGGCUCUGCAGCCCCAGAGACUCAAGGCGAAUCAGCAGCUACUAAUGAAAAAGAGAGUGAAAGUGGAACAGCCAAAGAGGAGAAGCCUGCAGCGGAGGCCACUGGAGGAACAGUGAACAAGAAGGUGGAAGAAGUAAAAGAAAACGGCGACAGCAGUGUCCUCAGCGGAGAUAUAACCAUUGACUCCAUUCGUGACCACAUGGAUGAUCUCAAACUCGCGGAGAAGAGCGUAGAGCUGGUGGGCGGAAGUGGCACCAGCUCAACUGUGGUGACGUCAAGUAGUGCUUCGACCAAGCAGGAGAGUAGUAGCAGUGUGACCAUUGUUAAGUCCACCACUAUCACGUCUGUGUCCUCCUCAUCCCAAGAGUCGUCAUCCAUUCAAGUAGUUGAGACAGCGGCAUCAGCAGUCAACCACAGUGCAGUGAAUGGAACAGAGUAACAGUCAACUAAGAAGAGAGCACCGUUAGCCAAGGCUGAGUCCUUUUUCAGCAAGGAGCCAAGAGUCGUGAAGGAAGAGUAAUUGUUGUCAAUAGAUUACAUAAGCCUCACUUUGUAGGAUGAAGUACCAGUGAUUGGUAGUUUUAUGAAACCCUUUAUAGGACUUUUUUUUCAGGCCCAUUGUUUGCACUUUUAUAUGGAGAAUGCAUUUAAAUGGAAGUAGAUAUGUGAUGGGGUUGGACAUUCUUUCAACUUGAAUAAGGUAGAUUAUUACAAGAUAUAUCUUUUCCCCCAUUUCUUUGUUUUACAUUUUUUUUAUUUUAUUUAUUUAUAUAUAUAUUUUUUCCUUUCUUUCAUUUCUACUGGAGGUAGUUGUUAUUUUUAUAAAGAGAAGUUAUGGAGAGAUGCUAUCUGUUUUUAACUUUGUGAGGCAAUAUUGCUGUGAGACUUGAAUAAAGUCGCAGAAGUGUGCAAACUUCAAAGAGAUGAAAAAAAUAUAUAGAUAUCAGUAAACAGGCCAAAAUACCCAAAUUACUUCUGUAAGUAACUGAAUUGCCAAAUACCUUUUUCUGAUUUGCAGUGCCUUGCGGUCUCAUGUACUUCUAUUACUCAUACAUACUGUGAACACAUCAGAGCUUUUGGUUUUGUUUUUAUUGUUUCAGUCGCAUUUUUGUUUCUAAUAUGAACAAAUAUCAAAUAAACAUUCAAUUUAUAAAUUAAAGGGAUUGAAAAGCUUUGGUGGAAGCUCGGUACCUGUGUAUAUAUUAUUAGCUGGAAGAAAGUAAAGUAUUGAUUAUGUUUAACACUAAUAGUAAGAAAAGCAAUGAUAAUUUCUAUCAUUUAAAACAUUGGUAUUCAUGUAUUGGAGUAAGAUUUUCGAACAAACGAAUAACAGUAGCAGUUAAUUUGGAGCUGGGCAUUUUUUUCCUGAAUUAAGAUAUAUGUAUAUAUAUAUAUAUACACACAUCCCUCUAUACAAAAAUAUAUAUUGUAUGUAUGUGUUUAUGUAUGUAGACAUACACAUUACGUAUGUACAUGAUGGUGUGUGUAUAUGUAUAUAUAUAUGUACACACAGAGAUGUGUAUGAAAAUAGACAUAGUUUUAGGGUAACAUACUAAUGAACUAAUUUAUCAGUCCUAAAGUAAAUAUAUACUAAAAGAAACAUGCAGUCAAGUCUAUUGGAAUUCCAUAAUAGGUUCUGCCUUUUUUCUGUUUCUGAUUGACAGCUGUUUGCUUUACUCAGAUGGAGAUUGUUCAUUGUAAGGAUGCAAUACAUCAGCCCCAUUCCAUUUAGAAUGAGGUGAGAGGGAAGGGAGAAGGAAUGUUGCAUUAAAAUAAAACCUGUUUGGAUGUGAUAUGAUUAUGUGACUGUGGAGAUGACUGCUUAGUCCCCACUCUCACUGUAUCUGGCAGGCUCUUUCAUUAUUUAAGUUGAUUUUCUGAUGUUUUAUGGUUUUGCCGUUGGAAGCUGGGAAACGGCUUUGCCUGUCACCCGUUCGAUAGAGGUUAAGAGAACAUGGAUAUUUAUUUAAUUGUUAAGGAUAAUUAUUUAGUAUUCAAAGUAGUUAUUGUUGAAAUGUAGUUCCACCCUAUAUUUUGUGAGAUAAUUUGUACAAAAUAUUUUCAAUUUUGUAAGAAGAAAUGUGUGGCUUAUAGUGUUAAUGAUACAUGGUAGAUAAAUGGCUUCUGAUAUUGCUAAAGUUACUAAUGAUGUAUUUGGGUGAUGGAAAGCUGUACUUUCUUGGAACAUUAUGGAGUGUGUAAACACCUAAUAAACCCUUUCACUGUAGUGUAUUUUAUCAUAGGUCAUCUUCAUUUCAGUUUUGGAAGUUUAGUGAAAUUGAGAAAUAGUUAUCCAGAAACUCGUGGGUGACAUUGAUAUUUUAGAUUAUUUCUUAUAUUAGAAAAUACUAACCCAUCCCAAGUUUAACUCAUUUGCUGAGGUUUGUCUAAAAGUUACAUCGCAUCAUCUUGUAUUUUGGAAGGGAAAUCUACAGUGGAAGGACUCAGCAGAUUUUUUUUUACUUAAGGAUUUGUACUGUCAGUUUGAUGAGUCUGGCUUGAGUUCGUAAAUAAUUCAAAUGUUAUUUUGGCACCACAAAGUGAACAGGAUAUAUGAAUCUUUUUUUCUUCUUUUUUAAUAUGAUUUAGAUGGAGGAAAAUAAAUCACCAUUUUUGUUAAUCUUCUAGCCCAAUUUGUUUAGGAAAACUGCUCAAAAGGUUCUAUAUGUAUAGAUAUAAAUGAAUAGAAAUAUAUAUGUAUAUGUAUACUAAGAGUGAUAGCCAGAUUAUGAUUCCACAUUUUAUUCCAAUUGUUCAGAGUGACAAAACUGAUCUUAAGAAUAAAUAAACUAGAAUAAAGUUUAAGAGGUUCAUCUCCUGUGACCGUGGAUGACAAGCAGAGAAUAUUGCUCUCUGCAUUCGGUGUUGCCUUGAGAAGGAGAAAUACAUCUUAGCAUAUGGUUAACACUGCCCCAGUUCUUUGUUUGUGUGUUACAGAACUGACUACAUUCCAUGAAUUCAUUACUAGCAUCACAGGGUCACUUUUUCCCUGUUUUCUUUCUUCUUUUUUUUAUUUAUUAUUAUUAUUAUUUUUUAGAUCUUUCAUUAUGAGUUUGUUCAUAUUUUAUGAGUUUGUCUUCAAUGGAAGGGAGGCAUGUUCAGCUCAAGUAUUUGAGGUGAAAGAUGUCGUGAUAUUCUUAAUGAUGUAAAAAAAAAAAAAAACACUAUGUUAAAUUCAUCAUUCAUUUUGAAGUUAUUGAAUUGAUUAUUGUUUGGUAUAUAGUUGCUAACUUUUCUGUAGCUGUGUAAUGAUUUUUUUUUUAUUAUUAUUUAUUAUUAUUUUUUUUUCAAAGAAAAAUAUUUAUGCCAGAUAAUGUUAAUCUUUGUUGUGGUAGCUUCCUUGUCUUUUAUGUGUUUGUUGUUUUUUUCACUCUUUUUCUGUGAGUAUCAAGUGUGUGAAAUGUUGAACAUAUUUGUGUGAAUUUCCUUUCAGUAAAAGAUGAUAAUUGUGAUUAAUUCACAUAAACUGCAGAUUUGGAAUUGACAUUUUGCUUUAGUUCUUGAAGGAAACCAGUGAAAGUGAUAGUCUAUUUAUGUAUAGUUUAUAUUGAAAUACAGGAUAGUUUGCAGUGAGGUUCUUUUAUAAACACUUAAGAGAACAAUUCAGUUUUUCUUGAGAUGUAAAUUGAUAAUGUUUCUCAUGUUCAUUAUAUGAGUUGCAUCAUUUAACUUUUUUUCCAUUUUUCCUUCUUGGUCUUAAAAUGCUGUCUCUGUAUUUUGAAGCUGUUAUUUUCUAAACUGUCGCUAUUUUGGAUCUCAAAUAAGUUGUGUAUCAGUGGCCUCUUGUAGUGCUCGAGUAGAUAGUUACUGCCUUCCAUUUCUACCAGGUCAAUAAAUUUACUGUCUGUU